AUGAAGAACAGUCUUGUCAUCGCAGCAGCUGCGCUGCUCGGCGCCGCCGAUGCUGGCAUGCAUCGUAUGAAGCUUCAGAAGGUGCCUCUGUCGGAGCAACUAAGCGCUGCCAAUAUUGGCGACCACAUGCGUGCGCUCCGUCACAAAUACACACAGAAGCCCAUCGGCGGCCCCAGCGAGGACAUCUUCCGCGACACCUCCAUCCAUCCUGAUGCUCCCCAUGAUGUCCCGGUCGAGAAUUUCCUGAAUGCGCAAUACUUCAGCACCAUUGCCCUAGGAACACCAGCUCAGGAAUUCAAGGUUGUCCUCGACACUGGCAGCUCCAACCUCUGGGUUCCCAGCACCCAGUGCGGCUCGAUCGCCUGCUACCUCCAUCAGAAAUACGAUUCCUCGGCCUCGUCCACCUACAAGAAGAACGGAUCUGAGUUUGGGAUUCGCUACGGCUCUGGAGAGGUGGCUGGCUUCAUCUCUCAGGACCUCCUUCGCAUCGGAGACCUCAAGGUCAAAGAUCAAUUGUUCGGAGAGGCGACCAGCGAACCCGGCCUGGCUUUUGCCUUUGGCCGUUUCGAUGGCAUUUUGGGUUUGGGCUACGAUACCAUCUCGGUCAACCACAUCCCUCCACCAUUCUACAACAUGGUUGACCAGAAGCUUCUUGACGAGCCUGUCUUUGCCUUCUACCUUGGCAACACUGAGGAUGGCACCGAGUCUGAGGCCACUUUUGGCGGCAUUGACAGCAACCAUUACACAGGCAAGAUGAUCAAGAUCCCACUCCGACGCAAGGCGUACUGGGAGGUCAAUCUUGACUCUAUCACGCUUGGCAAGGACUCGGCAGAUCUUGACAACACUGGUGUAAUUCUCGACACCGGCACUUCGUUGAUCGCUCUCCCAAGCACUCUUGCCGAACUGCUCAACAAGGAGAUUGGUGCUAAGAAGGGCUUUAACGGCCAAUACACGGUUGAAUGCGACAAGCGCGACUCGCUGCCAGAUAUCACCUUUACUCUCAGCGGGUACAACUUUUCCAUCACCGCUCACGACUAUAUUCUUGAGGUCCAGGGUUCUUGCAUCAGCAGCUUCAUGGGCAUGGAUUUCCCAGCUCCCACCGGUCCUCUUGCUAUCCUUGGUGACAGCUUUUUGAGGAGAUGGUAUAGUGUCUACGACCUGGGCAAUGAUGCGGUUGCUUUGGCCAGGAGCAAGUAA
Messenger RNA from Cladophialophora psammophila CBS 110553, 1197 nucleotides. Its product is annotated as vacuolar protease A. Bases 1 to 1197 code for a protein of 398 amino acids. The record is from RefSeq and is a predicted model, not a curated record. The transcript has 4 exons. Gene Ontology annotation, biological process: proteolysis. NCBI's taxonomy places the organism in Eukaryota, Fungi, Ascomycota, Eurotiomycetes, Chaetothyriales, Herpotrichiellaceae. Gene Ontology annotation, cellular component: fungal-type vacuole. Gene Ontology annotation, molecular function: aspartic-type endopeptidase activity.